UCAGGUGAGGCCGCGGGUUGCGCCAGGUUGGGUUCUACCUCCCACUCCGCGCCCGCAGCCUUGCACACGCCGGUCCCAGCCAGUAGACGGCCACGUGCGCCGGGUCCCCGCUCCGCCUCUCAGCAGGUCGGGUGCCGCCAAGGUCGCCGUGGCAACCGUGGGAUCCGGAUCUCCGUUCCCCACUCUGCGCCUAGCAGGGAAGUCCCGACUGGGGCGGAGGGGGGCUGGGGCGAGCGUCUCUGACCCUUCCAAGAGGAGCCAGCGCAAUCGUGGGCUGCAGGCCUCGCCUUUGCUGCGUCGGUGACGCCGAGCUCGGUUUAGCUCCUCCGGGUUUGGAUCCCCAGCCUGCACGCACCACGCCGCCUCCCUCUGCCGUCGCCGGGCGGGUGGCUCCCCCUGGCUAGAUGCGCGUUCAAGCCUCCUUCUCCGGAUUUCCGGAGGCGAAGAAUUUUGCCUCGGUCCCUACUAGCAUCUCCCGGCUCUCUCCCCCUCCCCUCGCGACUCCCCCUCCUCGUGGGCGCGCGCGCACUCACACACACUCACACUCGCAGGCGCGCGUGCGCACGCUCGUGCGCCCGGAGCGGCGGAGUCUCCAGCAGAUCCCACUCUCUCGGGCGCCGCUACUCACACAGGCUUCCAGCCGCCACGGGGCGUCCUCCGUCUGCUGCAGCGGCGGCGGAGGCGGCCGAACGAACGACAGCUGCAGCCCAGACCGAUCUCGUUGCUCAGUGCCCGGGACAGAGUCGGAGAGAAGCGAAGAAGGAGAACGUCAAGGCGUGGAGGGGCUGCGCCGCGCCCGGCGCCCGGCUCUGCGCGGCAGGCUGCCUCAGCUCCCCGUACUGCGACCCCAGAAUUUUGAAAGUGGCUUAAAUCUAAUUGGCUCCCUCAGGAUCUCCACUCCUGUUACAUUUGCAGAGUUUCUUUUUUGAGUGGCAUCUGGAGAGAAGGCACUGCGAGUUGGCAUGCAGAGUAGGGUUUAGGGCAUGCUGUGUACAGUGACAGCCCUUCCAGCCAAUAGCCUGCCCUGCCUGUGAUCUCCUCCAGCGAUUAUCAUCAGGAGCUGACUGCGACCAAGGUCUCCUUGAGCCACGAAGCAUCUGGCAUGUCAAAGCCACAUUGUCUUCCACGAGAAUUCCUUUGUGAACAGAUACUAUUUAAAAGACUUUUGUGAAUCGCUGCUGUUUCAAUCAAGUCUUCAAAGAAAAUAUUUGUCUUCUGAUCUGCUGAAGGUCUUUAAGGUAGCUACUAGAGAAUGUGCUCUACAAAUAUGAGGAUGUAAACCAAGAAAGAGGAAACCAUGGGAUCCAGGAAACGGGGCACCCAGCACAGGCGAGAGGCACAGGGAUUUCGCAAGAUGGUGGUAAAAAGAAGCCCCAGGACAACAGAACCUGAUGAUCUCCGUGGGGACUCUGAGCUCAGCCAUCAAAGUACCCCUGUCUCCCAGGAUGCUCGCAAUUCAACAAUAGAUGCAGGUGGCAUUGAAAGCAUCGCCCAGUGUCCCCAACAGCUUCCUCAGAUGAUGGCUGCAGGUAAAGCUGCUGAUGGUUUGGGGAGUAUAGCGAUAGACACGACCCAGCUCAACAUGUCUGUAACAGAUCCCACAGCCUGGGCCACCGCCAUGAAUAACUUGGGCAUGGUUCCCGUGGGGUUGCCUGGACAGCAGCUUGUGUCUGAUUCAAUCUGUGUACCAGGCUUCGAUCCAGGGCUGAACAUGAUGACUGGGAUCACCCCCAUUAACCCAAUGAUACCAGGCCUAGGGCUAGUCCCGCCUCCACCACCGACAGACGUGGCUGUGGUCAAGGAGAUCAUCCACUGCAAAAGCUGCACUCUUUUCCCUCAAAAUCCAAAUCUUCCACCUCCUUCCACGAGAGAACGACCUCCUGGGUGUAAGACCGUCUUUGUCGGAGGAUUGCCAGAAAACGCUACUGAGGAAAUCAUUCAAGAAGUCUUUGAGCAGUGUGGUGAUAUCACAGCGAUUCGGAAAAGCAAGAAGAAUUUUUGCCACAUUCGCUUUGCAGAGGAGUUCAUGGUUGAUAAAGCCAUUUACCUCUCUGGUUACAGGAUGCGAUUAGGGUCUAGCACAGACAAAAAGGAUUCGGGCCGCCUCCACGUGGACUUUGCUCAGGCCAGGGAUGACUUCUACGAGUGGGAAUGUAAGCAGAGGAUGCGCGCCCGUGAGGAGCGGCACCGGCGCAAGCUGGAGGAGGACCGGCUGCGGCCCCCGUCCCCGCCCGCCAUCAUGCACUACUCAGAGCACGAAGCCACCCUGCUGGCUGAAAAGCUGAAAGAUGACAGCAAGUUUUCAGAGGCCAUCACAGUGCUCCUUUCCUGGAUUGAGCGCGGGGAAGUGAAUCGCCGCUCCGCAAACCAAUUCUACUCCAUGGUGCAGUCUGCCAAUAGCCACGUCCGCCGGCUGAUGAAUGAAAAAGCUACCCACGAGCAGGAGAUGGAGGAAGCCAAGGAGAAUUUUAAAAAUGCCUUAACCGGAAUCCUCACUCAAUUUGAGCAGAUUGUGGCCGUUUUCAACGCUUCUACCAGACAAAAAGCUUGGGACCAUUUCUCGAAAGCUCAGCGCAAGAACAUAGACAUUUGGCGAAAGCAUUCUGAGGAGCUCAGGAAUGCUCAGAGUGAGCAGCUGAUGGGCAUCCGGCGCGAAGAGGAAAUGGAAAUGUCAGACGAUGAGAACUGUGACAGCCCUACUAAAAAAAUGAGAGUCGACGAGUCAGCUCUGGCUGCUCAGGCCUAUGCUCUCAAAGAGGAGAACGACAGCCUCCGCUGGCAGCUGGAUGCAUACAGGAACGAGGUGGAGCUGCUGAAACAAGAGAAAGAACAGCUUUUCCGAACAGAAGAAAACCUCACCAAGGACCAGCAGCUCCAGUUUCUGCAGCAAACCAUGCAAGGCAUGCAGCAGCAACUGCUGACCAUCCAGGAGGAGUUAAACAACAAGAAGUCAGAAUUGGAACAAGCGAAAGAGGAGCAGUCACACACACAAGCAUUGCUUAAAGUCCUCCAGGAACAACUAAAAGGCACCAAGGAAUUGGUUGAGACAAAUGGUCACAGCCACGAGGACACAAAUGAAAUCAAUGUGUUGACAGUCGCAUUGGUCAACCAAGACCGAGAGAACAAUAUUGAGAAAAGAAGCCAAGGCUUGAAAUCAGAAAAAGAAGCUCUACUAAUUGGCAUCAUAUCCACGUUUCUUCACGUCCACCCCUUUGGGGCAAACAUAGAAUAUCUUUGGUCAUACAUGCAGCAGCUGGACUCCAAGAUAUCUGCAAAUGAAAUUGAAAUGCUUUUGAUGAGGCUGCCACGCAUGUUUAAACAAGAAUUCACAGGUGUGGGAGCAACACUGGAAAAAAGGUGGAAGCUGUGUGCCUUUGAAGGAAUUAAAACUGCCUAACUGAAACACAAGAAUUCUGUGGAAAUGAAGCCGUGUGAACCCAAGUGGGGCUAUGCAGUGUCAGACUGGCAAGUCUGGGGGGCCCCGCCUGGGACCUUUGUGCAGCCAUCAGAUGGGACAUUCGUCCCAUCCGUGGCAUUCUCUUGUGAGUGGAAGUGUAAUUGUGUGCCAGUUCCUUACAACCAAGCUCAUACUGUGACAGAUCUGUUUCCUAUGAAAACCAAACAGUGGUUCCACCGUUUUAAUGAUGGCAAAAACCUUACAAUAUGCCACAUUUCAGAACAGCUCACCACACAAAAUAUCUCAGUUAAUGAUGUAGCAAUGGUUGUUGCUAGGCUACACAGUUGUAUAUGUAAUGUAUAGCUGAAAUCAUUCAAUGACAUUUUCCUCAAAGACUAUCUUUGUCUUCUUAAAAAGUAAUUUUACAGUGAGGAAAAAUCAUACCAAAAGAAAACUUGAAUAUGUGUCUGAACAUUUAUUGUAUUUUGUAAAUUAAGUUAAAUGCUGUUCCAGGGACUUUGCCUUAUUGAAGAGGCAUAAAAUGUGAUUGGACCCCUUGAGAAUGCUUUAUCGAGAAUAUUAUUUUUCUAAUGUAACAAUUCUCCAUCGUUAGUUCUUUUAACAUGGACUGCAUAACAAUUUUCAUAAAAUGUAAAUAAAGGAAAGAUUAGUGCUACUGUCUUGUACUUGGUAUGUAACAUUCAGGUUUAUGCAUCAGAAUAAACAUUCAUAAAUAUUAUUCCUGUUACAAAUUUUAUAGCAAAUAUAUUAAUUUUUUCCAAUAAAUAUGACUUCUACCAUACCG
Condylura cristata (star-nosed mole) is the source of this 4202-nucleotide messenger RNA. RefSeq names its product ecto-NOX disulfide-thiol exchanger 1 (gene ENOX1). Bases 1298 to 3397 code for a protein of 699 amino acids. Gene Ontology annotation, molecular function: RNA binding; protein-disulfide reductase activity. Gene Ontology annotation, cellular component: plasma membrane; external side of plasma membrane. The transcript has 19 exons. Gene Ontology annotation, biological process: ultradian rhythm. NCBI's taxonomy places the organism in Eukaryota, Metazoa, Chordata, Mammalia, Eulipotyphla, Talpidae. The record is from RefSeq and is a predicted model, not a curated record.